GGUGGGUCAUGGCCACGCACUGGAUUUGCUAAACUCAUCUACCUACAUACCUCUCGACAUACCGUCAGUCCCCACUGCCAAUCUCCUGCUACUACAUAACAACGAUACAGAAAGAAAAAAACAGUAGAAUACGACUUCUCAACAUGUCAGGCCAAGAGACUCGUCAAUGGGUUCUCGCCAACCUACCCGAGGGUGAACCCGUCCUCAAAGGAGAAAAUGCAACCUUCAAACUGCAAAUCGCCACACUCCCCGCCCCAGGACCCGAUGAAGUCCUCCUCAAAACCCUCUACUUCUCCAACGACCCCGCCCAACGAGCCUGGAUCAAUGCCAACAUCGAGCCGGAGCGUCUCUACAUCCCCCCCGUGCAAAAGGGCGAAGUAAUGCGCUCAGGCGCCAUCUGCGAGGUCGUCACUUCCAACAGCCCCUCCCUGAAACCAGGCCAACUCGUCAUGGACUUCGGCCUCAGCUGGUCCGAAUACCUCGUCGUCCCCGCCAAAUCUGUGCGCCCCAUCCAGACAGACCCCAGCGGCGCAAUCCGGCCCACCCACUUUAUGGGAGCCCUCGGCCUCACAGGGCUAACAGCGUACUACGGCCUCGUCGACAUUGCGCGCGCCACUGCCGCCGACACCGUCGUCGUAUCCGGUGCGGCGGGUGCCACGGGCUCCCUGGUCGUCCAGAUCGCAAAGCACAUUGUCGGCUGCAAGCGCGUCAUCGGCAUCGCAGGCGGGGCGCAGAAGUGCAAGUGGGUCGAGAAUCUAGGCGCAGACGUCUGUGUAGACUACCGGUCGCCCUCGUUCAAACAGGAUCUCCGCGCCGCAACCGAAGGAUACGUCGAUGUCUACUUUGAUAAUGUCGGCGGCGAGAUCUUGUCGCUUAUGCUAACGCGUAUGAAGAAGCAUGGGCGCGUGGCGGCAUGUGGUGCUGUAUCCACGUAUAAUUCUGUGGGCGAUGGCGGAGUCAAGAACUGGGCGGAGAUUGUCAGUAAUCGGAUUGAGGUUAAGGGGUUUAUUGUGCUAGAUGCGAUGGAGCAAGGGAAGACGGGGGCUAUGAUUGGGGAACUUGUCAAGUCGGCGAAGGAGGGGAAGAUUCAGCUGGGACCGGAGACGGAGACGGUGGUGCCGACGAAGUUUGAGGAUGUGCCCAAGACGUGGAUGAUGCUAUUUAGUGGAGGGAAUACGGGCAAGUUGGUAACCGAGUUGAAGGGUUAAGAAAGGGGGUGGGGUGGUUUUGUUUAGAAGGAUAUAUGUAAAGAUUUCUAGCAAUCUAAAAGAUUAUGUUCAGCGAAUGUUGUAUUUGUUGGUCAAGAGGAU
Messenger RNA from Bipolaris sorokiniana ND90Pr, 1310 nucleotides. RefSeq lists its product as uncharacterized. The coding region runs from base 144 to 1208 and encodes 354 amino acids. Gene Ontology annotation, molecular function: oxidoreductase activity, acting on the CH-CH group of donors, NAD or NADP as acceptor. Lineage: Eukaryota; Fungi; Ascomycota; Dothideomycetes; Pleosporales; Pleosporaceae. The transcript has a single exon. The record is from RefSeq and is a predicted model, not a curated record.